Messenger RNA from Alternaria incomplexa, 360 nucleotides. RefSeq names its product ubiquitin-like protein atg8 (gene ATG8). The transcript is spliced from 3 exons. Gene Ontology annotation, molecular function: phosphatidylethanolamine binding. Gene Ontology annotation, biological process: macroautophagy; cellular response to nitrogen starvation. Gene Ontology annotation, cellular component: cytosol; autophagosome; fungal-type vacuole membrane. The record is from RefSeq and is a predicted model, not a curated record. Bases 1 to 360 code for a protein of 119 amino acids. Lineage: Eukaryota; Fungi; Ascomycota; Dothideomycetes; Pleosporales; Pleosporaceae.
AUGCGUUCCAAGUUCAAGGACGAGCACCCGUUCGAGAAGCGCAAGGCCGAGGCGGAGCGCAUUCGCCAGAAGUACAACGACCGCAUUCCCGUCAUCUGCGAGAAGGUCGAGAAGUCGGACAUCGCGACCAUCGACAAGAAGAAGUACCUGGUACCCGCCGACCUGACCGUCGGACAGUUCGUCUACGUGAUCCGUAAGCGCAUCAAGCUGUCACCUGAGAAGGCCAUCUUCAUCUUCGUUGAUGAGGUUCUGCCGCCUACCGCCGCUCUCAUGAGCUCGAUAUAUGAGGAGCACAAGGAUGAGGAUGGCUUCCUGUACAUUACGUACUCCGGCGAGAACACAUUCGGCGAGGCCAUCUAG